Messenger RNA from Anopheles funestus (African malaria mosquito), 8335 nucleotides. RefSeq names its product active breakpoint cluster region-related protein (gene RhoGAP1A). Gene Ontology annotation, biological process: positive regulation of GTPase activity; intracellular signal transduction. Gene Ontology annotation, cellular component: membrane. Lineage: Eukaryota; Metazoa; Arthropoda; Insecta; Diptera; Culicidae. The coding region runs from base 1196 to 5839 and encodes 1547 amino acids. The record is from RefSeq and is a predicted model, not a curated record. The transcript is spliced from 12 exons. Gene Ontology annotation, molecular function: GTPase activator activity; guanyl-nucleotide exchange factor activity.
AGCUUCCCACAGUUUGUUCACACGAAUGCUGUUGUUUGAAAAACGCCGAAGCGAGUGGAUGUGAAUCGCGCGACAGCAUAAAACUGACUGCGUGUGUGAGGUUUGCCACAUAAGAGCCUUUUCUAUUUUCUGCUAUGUGCAACCAAUAACAAAGAUUAGGUGGGCGUGAAAGGUGCACAACCGGAAAACCGUGCGUAUGAAACGUAUCACAAAUGUGAUCUUUGGCUGCGUGUAAAGUGCUGUGUGUUUGUUACGGGUGGUGUUCUUUAUUUUGCGACACGCAACGCAACGGCGUCCCCAAAAAGUGCUGACGGUGUUUGGAUGAAUUUAUGUGUGAAAGUAAGUGUGUGCGUGUGUCCGUAAUUACGCUUAACAUCCUGGAGGAAUAAGAUAUCCUCGCCUUUUUGGUUUCACCAAUAUCCGAAUCAACCAAAACUAAAAGCUACAACAAACAAAUCAACCAAACAAAACACAUCGAACAGUUUCAACAGUCAGCCAUUGCAUUUAGAACACAUACGCCUCCACCCUGUUCCCCCCCCCCUCACACGUGUCAGUGGGGUGUUGCAUUCGAGGUGAGGCUGUAUCUCGAAUGCAACUGUUUUCGGGCGGACAAUGGACUACUGUUCCCGGGGUCAGCAUUUUAGCAGCAGUGACAGCAGCAGUAGUAGCCGCCGGGCUCGAACGGCGCCAUUUUGAGCCGGUCGCGUCAUCACCGGAAUCCAUCGCAGCAGAACCAACUGCGGCUACACUUGCGUUUAGUGUACACGAUUAGUGGGACCGGUAAAAGGUGCCCCCGGGUGGGGGGCGUCCGGGGAAACAUUCAGCAAAUCGCUAGUAUGUCCCGAAUGUGUGCUGUCAGCAAACAGAAGCGUCUUAACCAAGGUUAGGGCGGUGUAAACGUGAGCUAUUAGCAUUAAAAAAAGUACCGGAAGAUCCGGUCAGGAUAAAUGGUCUUAAGAUUAAGGGAAAGUGUUAAGUUUAAGCAAGAAUAGUGAUGUGUGGUUGUUGAAACGUUGUUGAAUAUCGCUAAACAUGAAGACAAUGAAGAUUUAUAGUACGGCUUUUCUUCAAUAAUCGUAGGCACUCGGGUAAUAUACGGGCGCAGCCCCAAAAAGAAAAAAGGACCAAUCGGCACCGUUUUGCUAAUUGAACACCCCCGAACGGGAAUAGAAAGUGUCCCCCCCCGGCAAGAGCUAUGAGUGUGUUCAGUGAUUUCCAGCGCAUGUGGGUGCAGCGGUUUCCCCAGAGUUCGCUGUCGGACGCCUGGGAGCAGGAUGUUCGGGCGAGUCUCGAGCGGCACAAGCAAAAGAUCGCGGAACUGUCGAAGGAGCUCGAACAGGAAACGCUGUACGUCGAGUAUCUCGAGCGAUUGCUCGGCGAUGUGGAGAAGUACCGGGAAGCGGGCGGCGAUCCGUCCACCCUGUUCGAGGCGAACUCACCGGCAUCGGCUGCCAAUCUGUUGGCGGGCGGCGGCGGCGGCGGCGGCAGUAAUCAAUUGCGCGAACCACCGGGCAAGGCAGACGGGACGAAUAACCAGUCGGACGGGGAGGAAGUGAAUCAAAUAAUCAAAGCCGCGGCUAGUAAUCAACAACCUGCUGCCGGUACAGCUCCACCCGCCGACGAUGCAGAGGUGGCCAGUAAUGCGACCGGCGGCGGCGAAUCGACCGAACAAGGCGUUCAGCUCCGGUCACGUGAUCUGCCGCCGAAUCGCAACAAUAGCCCACUGAAUCAGUGUAUUAACGAGCUAACCUCAAACCUGCACAGUCGCCGGUGUGUGAGCGAGCUGGUGGCAGCGAGCAGCACCAGCGGCACCAACACCCCAAUCAACCCGGCCAACGAUACGGCCCAACAGUCAACCGGCGGGCAACAAUCAACUACGAACGGUCCGGAACCGACUGCUAACGGGGCGACCCAUGACGUACCGACCGAGAUGGAAUCGUCCGGACCGGUACCGGAUGUCGGUCGGGUUGGAACGAACCGGACGCGCAGUGCCAGCCAAAGUGAAGCACAACCGUUGCUCGCCUCGCCGAGUCACUUUGUGACCGUGAUUGAAGUGAAAGAAUCCAAAAGCAAUGGUGGAGGUGGUGGUGGUGGUGGUGGUAGUGGAGGUGGGAAUGGAGUUGGUGAGAACGAUACCGAGACACCGUCGGUACCGAAGACGGCAAACUACGAGAAUGUGCUGAUCAACACCGGUGCCCGGUUCGGUGGCAGUGUGGAGAAUCUGGUAGCGGGUGAACUUCCGCAGCAACAUCAGCAACACCAGCACACCGGCGGUGUAAGCAGCAGUGCCAGUACGUUCCUGGAUGCAAAACAUCCGAAACCACCGGAUCGGAGCAGUGACGGUGGUGGUGGUGGCAGCUUUACCGGCGGUAGUUCAAUAUCUGAACGCACCUCGCAGCUGCUCGGUGCCUCGUCAGCUGCAGCCGACCUCAAGAAAAAGGUCCCCCCACGUCCACCACCAAAAUAUGUGCGCCGUGCUGCACCGGUCGAACCACCGACCGUACCAACGAUGGCGAUGCAGAACCUCCGUAAUAAGGAUACGCCAUCUGGUGGUGGUGGAUCGGCAACCGGCCAGCAGUCCCAUUCCUCGCCCGAAACGACCGGCACACCCGACAGUCCCGGGACGAGCAGUUCGCUCGAGCGAAACAUUAAACCGUCGGAGAUCUACCGCCAGAAGUCGUCCGAUUCGCUCGACGUGAAGCUUUCCGGUUACCAUGAGGCCGGCAAGGCACGUCUACCAAAGUCGGACAGUCUCAAGUCGAAGUCAUCCAGCACGGACAGUCCUACCGGGUCGCUCGGUAAGGUGGCGGGCGGUACACCCGGUAUCGGUGUAUCGCCGACCGGCAGCUUGGGCAAGCUGCCAACGAACAUGACCGGCAGCAGCAGCGACAGUCCCACCGGUAGCCUUGGGAAGAUGAAUCAACAGCACCAGACGCCACCGUACGCACAGUCGUACCAUCAACGGCACGGUACGGAUGGUUUGCCGCACGUCGAUUCGAAGGAAUCGCUUACCUCGACGGGCGGCGGUGGCGGUACCGGAACGAUCGGUAGUACCGGUGGAAUUGGUCCCAUCUCCGAACGGAUCAAAAGCUACGAAUCCAUUUCAUCGCUCAGCUCGGAAAGUAUGCGCAUCAGUGGCCAACAGAACCAGAAGGAUCAGGAACAUUACUACGAUACGGUACCGCUCGAUAAUAGUGAUGGUGAUUACGUGUACAUACAGCCGGGCGGUGUCGGAACCGGUUCCACAUCGAGCCGGGACGAUAUCUCCACGGUGGAAAAUGCCAGUACGCUUCUGAUGCCGUCGCAUCCGCGCAGUCACAACAGCAGCCAAACCAGCGUACAGCUGGAACCAGAAUCUCCCGGACGUAGCAGUAACUACGUCAAUAUUGAGUACUUCAUCCACUCCAGUCAAAAUAAUGAAAAUCGCAGCAGUUCUAUUGAUAGUGACGGCGAAGGUGACGGUGGUGCACCGGUACUGAUGCGAGCGAUCUCGACCGAUACGGACGGUGGUGUUGGUGCGGGAGUUUCUCCCGGUAUCGGUGGUACACCCAGCGGAAGUGGUCUGUUCCGUAAAAUAUCGAACGCUAACCGUGACACUAUCAUCCGACGCAUCGUUACCAGCAUCAUCACGAGCGAAACACUCUACGUGGAGUGUUUGAACAAGAUGAAACAGUACAUGAAGGCGAUACGGGCGACGCUAACCACUUCACAACCUGUGAUAUCGGAGGAGGAGUUCCAGACGAUCUUUUUCAAGAUCGAGGACCUGCACGAGGUGCACAGCGAGUUCCUGACGGAGCUGCAGGCCCGCCUAGCCGCACCGGACGAUGCAACCGCACCGGACACUGGUGGGCUGUGCGUGGGCGAACCGUUCCGCCGACUGGCCGGCCAGAUCCAUCUGUACGGUGCGUUUCUGCACAAUUACGGGCGUGCGAUCGAUACGGUGAAAAUGUGCAGCACGCACAGCCAACAGUUUAAGGAGAUUGUGUCGAACAUUGUGUUUAAGAACCAGAACGAGCAGAAACUGUCGCUCGAAGAGUUGCUGCACAAGCCGGUCGCGCGAGUACAGAAGAAUGCGCUCGUGCUGGAGGAUCUGCUCAACCAGACGCCCGAACAGCAUCCGGACUAUCAUCCGCUGCGGCAAGCGUCUAAAGCGAUACGUAACUUCCUGUCCGAGUUUAACGUAGUGCAGACACGGUCCAUGUUCCCGAGUGAAGAUAAAGCCCUCCGGCGGUUGGUAAAGAAUUCCUUCAUCGUCGAGCUAGCGGACGGCCAUCGGAAGCUGCGCCAUUUGCUGCUGUUUAACGAUGUGAUUGCGUGCGCGAAAUAUAAGGCCGUUGGGCGUACCGGCGAUCGGAAUGGGUUUGAGUUCGAGCUGAAAUGGUUUAUACCGCUGCGGGACAUACUGAUAUGUGAGGAGUCGGCGAACGAUCCGAAGGAAACGAGCCCGAUCAAUAUUGUGCACCUGAAGUCGCAGGCCUGUACCGUGCGCGAUCAAAUCAUGCUGGACGAGAAGGAUCGUCCGGGUGCGUCGAGUCGGGCGGGUGACAAGCACCGGAAGAAGCUAGCCGAUCUUGAGGCGCAGCUGGUACUGGCGUCACCGAAUCUGGUGUUCAAGAUUGGCAAUAAGGCAACCGGCAAAACGAUGACGUUCUUCCUCAGCUCAGAUUUCGAGCGUACGCAAUGGAUCGAAUCGAUACUGUCGUUACAGCAAUCGUGCAAUCUGCCCGGUCACAUCCCAGUACAGAUUUAUGAUCUGCACGCGUGGAUAACGGCCUGCCAGGCGCUCAUCAAAACGGAGAUGGGUUCCUAUCUGAUGCGAAACGCGCGCGAUGAAAGCCUGCUCGUGGGCGAUCUGCAUCUCACCAUACAGGGGCUGAGCGGGUUCGAUCAACCGUGCGAUCUGUUCGUGUGUGUCGAGAUCGACUCGUACGGCCAUUAUUUCCGCAAGGCUAAAACGAAGCUUGUCUGUCGCAGUGCAACACCGCAGUGGAAUGAAUCGUUCGUGCUGGAGCUGGAGGGAAGCCAGAAUUUGCGUAUACUCCUGUAUCAAGAUGAUGUUCAGCGUCCUAUUUUGCGCGCGAAGCAUAUCCUCAAAUUAAGCCGUAGCUGGAUGCAGGAAACAAACACCAGAAAAGUGUUGCAGCUGUCGGAAACGCUCAGCAUCAGCACGAUCAUACGAUUCGUACCGGGUGAAGUGACGUUGCGCCGGGUACCGACCUCCAAACCGGGCGCACUCUUUGGUGCCAAAUUGCAGCAGGUGAUUAAGCGCGAAAAGCGUGACAUUCCAUUCAUCGUGAGCGCCUGCGUACGGGAGGUUGAGCGGCGCGGCAUGACCGAGGUCGGCAUCUAUCGCGUGUCCGGUUCCGCGUCCGACGUUGCCAAGCUGAAGAAAUCGUUCGAAACGAACGCGUACGAGGCGGAACAGCUGCUGAAGGAGGUCGACAUACAUUCGGUAACCGGCAUUCUUAAGUCGUACCUGCGCGAUCUACCGGAAGCGCUCUUCACCGAUCAGUAUUAUCCGAAAUUUUUCGACGCGUUCAACCGCCAUUCGAACCUGAGCGAGGGUUCGCGCAUACACGAGCUGCAGCGCAUAUUUGCUGAGCUACCGCAACCGAACAAAGCCACCAUCAACCUGCUGCUAGAUCAUCUAAUGAGGGUACAUCAGCAGGAGAUCGAAAACAAGAUGUCGCUACACAAUCUGGCGAUGGUGUUUGGGCCGACGCUGCUGCGACCCGGCCCGAGUGCGAUCAAGCAGAAGGAUCUGCUAGAAUCGAGCACGGCCGAUGUGAUGACGCAGGCAGGCAUCCUGUACAGCUUCCUGCAGGCACGACUAAAAUAGUGCAACCGAACACCAAUUCCACCAAUGAACGAAACCGAAAGCUGCGCUCGAUAUUUCGUCGCCAACCAGAACUGAAUGAUUUGAUUAUAUUUCCAAUUUCCAUUUUGGACACCUCCAUCGUUCCGGGAUGUUUUCGCUCAGACGACGGGGGGGGCCCUCUGGUUCAGGGGGGGAAAAAACGCCUUUCCGAUCAUUCUUUCUCUCCCUCGCUCGCGGGCGCAUUAUUGCGUUGCGGGAUGUAAUUGUUUCGCUCGCUCGCUCGCACGUCGAGAUGAUUACAAAAAAAAGAAGAACGUUUAAUAUUAUGCUAAAGCAUAUGGGAAAGCAGGAUGUGUAAUAACCCACUUUUUAAGCUCAAGGGGUUUUCCAAACGUUCCGGUGCGAAAGAUUUCUAGAUUUUCGUGACUUGAUACUAGCUCUUCGUUGUUUGUGUUUUACGAAUGAAAGACUACCAAAAGAUUUACGUUUUUUUUUUGUUUUAUCAGUAGUAAGUUACAAAUUUGUAUUAGCUAAGCGACCCGAUUGGCACACAAUCUCUCUCUAUACCGUGCCCGAUAAAAAACGGUAUAGUGUAGUUGUAGAUAAUGCGUGCUAGAAAGAGCGAUAGAUAGCGCAAGAGAGAGAGACCUUGACAAUCUAGAAGAGCAAAGAUUCCUCUCGUCCUCUUACCGUCUUAGAAACCAAAACAAACAACGCUAACAAAAAAAAAUCAAACAGAAUUAGUUUUAAAAUGUUAAAAAACAAAACAAAAGUCCCAAAGGCAAGACAAUACUACCCCAGGCAGCUUUUUUUCCUUUUUUGUUUGCUUUUUACUGAAACGAAAACCCCGUACGUCAGCUCAGAUACUUUCGCUAGGUUUAGUGCGUAUUUUAAUGUUAGAAGCGGUAAGAAUAAUUUUAUUAAUAAGGCAGCGUUUGCUAUAGGAGAAAAAGAAAAACGUCGUUCCCGUCGUGCAUUAGUGAUUACAAGUUGAUUUACAAGUUGCUUCAAAAGCAAUGUGGCACCCUUCACUUCCGCUGUGUAUUUAUCAUCGUCCCUUUAUUUCCCGUGCUGGAAACGUUGCCUUUACUUUUUCACCCGUCGUGCCUACGUUUGUAAGAUGUUGGUAACAUCUUGUUCGAAAAGAAAGCGUUCCCUUGUUGUGUUUUACGUAUAAUACGGUAUUUCAUAGACAGCAACACCAAGCGGUAAAGCAGUUGCUAGUGAUCGUUGUUGGUAAAUUUGGUUUUGUUUUUCAUUUUAAAAAUAUUUACUUAAAGAUCGAAUAAUUAAAAUCGAUCAGGCAGCCUAUGUCUUUUUUAUUUGUCAUUUUGGUGUGAUUUUUUUUGUUGCAAUUGUGAGUGUUCGAUCAGGUAUAGAAAUACGAACACGAACAAAUUUUGUAUCGCUCUUUACUUCGGUUAAGAUAAGCUGAAUUAUUACGUUCACAUAGAACAUUCCAAAUCAUUCUCGUAAACAAUGAUUUAUAUGUUUUCUUGCACAGAUGCAAUUAAAACAAAAAUGCAACGGGAGAUUUAGCAGAUGAUGAUAGAGGGGGCACAGAUUAAAACAAUCAUUUCGUGUAGCAGUAUAACGCGCUGCAUGGGUGUUGAUUAGAGCGCCGUGAGUAAUGAGCGAGCGAGCGAAACAGCAACAACACAGGGGUUCAGGGGUUCGAAGCGAAAGUGAAAUAGAAAGUAUGUGAUCACAUAAAAUAAAGAAAACAAAAAAAUACACAACCGAAACGAAACGCAAUCUUUAUACAACAAGAACAACAAAAAAAUCAUAUAUUAUUAUACUUAUUAAACAUGGGCAACUAUACAUAUAUAUAUACAUAUAAAUAGUUAUAUUCAUAGACAUUAUACCUAAAAGCCAUUGAUAUCGCGAACAAUACAAUACAUUCACUGGCAAAGUAUUUAGACAAAUUCGAAUGCAGUAGUGUUUAGCGUAUGGGCAAUGCGUAGACGUAAAACAGAGAAGAUCGAGUGACGAACACGAAGUCAGAAUGAUAGAAAACAGAGAUGAAAAGUAUGAUGCAUAGCAGUACCAUCUCAAGGGAGUGACUCCAAUGCCCGGGAUGGUAUUGAAAUGAUGGAGCAUACAACAACUAGUUGUGUGUAUGAGUGUGUGUGUGUGUGUGUGCAACAUAAAAAGAAAAUUAAGUAUUUAAAAAGACACACACACACGCGCGCGUACAUUUAAACAGGGAUCACGUAAUUACGCCUAAAUGCGUUUAUUCAACCUCAGCUUCAUAAAUGAAAAAAAAAACAAAAGAAAACAAAGAAAAAAAGGAAACUUUACACAUGAUAGUAUUUGUAUUUGAAACACCCGAAAGCAAAGCGGAAGCUAACCACCCUCCCCCCUUUAUAUUGUAUCGCUUCCCCUUGCCCGACACCUCAUACCCUUCCGUAAUCGUAUUUAAACAUUUUUGGACAAUUUUGCUCGAUGAUGCGCUGAGAUAGGAAAAAAAGGGGAAAAACAGGAAGCAUUACAUGUAAAAAAACAAAAACAAAAUAA